This is a messenger RNA of Sorex fumeus (smoky shrew), 1968 nucleotides long. It is a transcript of the gene MCUR1, whose product is annotated as mitochondrial calcium uniporter regulator 1. The transcript has 11 exons. Lineage: Eukaryota; Metazoa; Chordata; Mammalia; Eulipotyphla; Soricidae. Gene Ontology annotation, biological process: positive regulation of mitochondrial calcium ion concentration; calcium import into the mitochondrion. Bases 1 to 1305 code for a protein of 434 amino acids. Gene Ontology annotation, cellular component: mitochondrial inner membrane; mitochondrion. The record is from RefSeq and is a predicted model, not a curated record.
AUGACAGGCAGCAGAAAUGAGAAAAAUCAGCUCAAAAUAUUCCUUAAACUGAAGCAGCCUAUUCUGCCACUGCUGUUCGUGCUGGGGCUGGUCACCAGCCGGUGCCGGGGCCCCCCCGGCAGCCUCGGGGAGCCCAGGGCCGCGUCCGGCUCCUGCGGCCAAGCCCGCGCCCAGACGGGGCGGGAACGCUGGGCCCACCCCUGCUUGGCCGGUGACGCGCCCCGCCCCGCGCCCCCGCCCGCCCCCGCCGCGCGUCACCGGCGCCGCUCGGAGCCGCAUGAACGCGCGCCCGGGCCCGGCAGCGCCGCGGGGAUGGAUCGCGGCUGGGAGGCGGGCGGAGGGUGGGGGACCCCGGGUGGUCGCCGCCGGCUGGUGCGCUGGCCCCCCGACGGCUGCCGCGGCGUGUCCGGCUUCCCCGGCGGCUUGGGGCUGCUGCGCCCCGGGGCCCGGGCGUCCCGCGGCGCCGCGUCACGUGCCUCCCCGCUGCUCCUCCUCCUGCUGGUGCCGUCCCCGCGCCUGGCCACCGCCGCCCCGCGCCGCCAGCUCGGGGACUGGGAGUGUCUGCGCCCCGCGCCCACCGCGGCCGCCCGGUGCCACGCGUGCCACGGCCCGACGGCCGCGCUCGCGCGCUCCAGGAGAGAUCUAAGCCUCUCCACCGGGUGCCCGCAGCUGGAGCGCAAAAACAGAGACUUCACCUCUUCCGGGAACAGAAAACUCUACUUUGACACCCACGCCUUAGUGUGUGUGCUGGAGGAAAAUGGGUUUACUACUCAACAAGCAGAAAUCAUUGUAUCGGCAUUGGUCAAGAUCCUGGACACCAACCUGGAUAUUGUCUACAAGGACAUGGUCACUAAGAUGCAGCAGGAGAUCACUCUUCAGCAAAUCAUGUCUCAGAUCUCUAACGUGAAAAAGGAUAUGAUUAUUUUGGAGAAGAGUGAAUUUUCAGCCCUCCGAGCAGAAAACGAGAAAAUGAAACUGGAGCUACAUCAGUUAAGACAACAAGUCAUGGAUGAAGUGAUCAAAGUCCGGACAGAUACCAAAUUAGACUUCAAUCUAGAAAAGAGCAGAGUCAAAGAAUUGUAUUCGUUGAAUGAAAGGAAGCUACUUGAAAUGAGGACGGAAAUGGUGGCCCUGCACGCACAGCAAGACCGGGCCGUCACCCAGACCGACAGGAAGAUUGACACGGAAGUUGCCGGCCUGAAAACCAUGCUGGAGUCACACAAGCUGGAUAACAUUAAAUAUCUCGCUGGGUCUGUAUUUACGUGCCUGACGGUUGCACUGGGAUUCUACCGCCUCUGGAUCUAGUGACGUGUCUACUGAAAGAAAUCUCUGCUUUGGCCUUACGAUGCCAGAUUGGUUUCCUUGCCCCUCUCUCCGCCAUUCAGAUUCGAACCCUGAUGUUGAUUGAAUGCAGAUUAUUUAUUUUAUGUAAAUACGGACAUAAACUCAGGACGAGCAACCAGAAGUCCCCCGCCCUCUUCCCUGCGUGCUCCUCUGCUCUCUGCUGUGGCCUGGACACACAGCCCCGCAGUGACUGUUUGCGAGUCUCUAGCCACAAACCCUUUGUCGUGUCAGGGAUUCAGAGUUCUCUGUCCCACAGGCUCUGUGGCUGUUCUGAGGGCUGAUGGGUCACUGAGCCUGGACGGGAGCCCCUCCCCAAACUGUGUCCUCACCCGCUCCCUGGCUCCCUUCUCGCUCCCAUGCUGAGGAGUCUUCCGGCUGGGGAGCACUCCUCUGCCGAAGACACGCUGUACUCUCCACCCAGAGCUUUCUCUUCGCACCUCCGGGGACUCAAGUUAUUGUUCUAUGUGCCUCUAUGUCCAUGACCCUCUCACAUUUCUACGUGCCUUCCAGCCAGGCAAGCUCAUUCCCCAGUGAAGUGUAUGUGUGCUGCCUCUCUCCCUCUCUCUGUCUCUUUCUCCCACUCCCUCCCUCCUUCCCUCCCUCCCUCCCUCCCUCCCUGUCUCC